AACGAUAAUUACAAAAAUAUGUUUAAACAGGAUGGUAAUCAUCACAGUACAAUGGUUGAUGUUGUACAACGACAAACUUUAACUUUCAGAUGUUUGGAAUUAAUGAACGAUGUGUUUUCAUUUCAACUAUUAAGUCAGUUGUUAACUAUUGUUGUAACGUUGUGCAUGGGAAUGGUUAUAAUAAACGAUAAAGGGAUAUUUACUAUUACUACAUACAUUCAGUUGAUGAUGAUGUCGUCCAGUACACUACAAGCGUUUGUCUACUGUUUUUUCGGAGAUUUCAUUUCGGAUAAGCUUCAUCAGACAAUAUUUUCCAUCUAUUCAAGUGAUUGGUACAUGAAUUCAAAAGAGGCUAAGAAUGUAAUUAUCCUUAUGCAACGUGCAAACAAAAUAAACACAUUUACCUUUGGCGGGUUGUUAAAUAUGGAUUUGAAUACUUUUGCAUUGAUUAUGAAGAACUCGUUUUCGUUUUAUGCGCUAUUAAGUGCAAAGAAACCAAUUGAAUAAUUACGCUUGCACUGCACAAAAUUGAAAAACAUUUUAUAGACUAACUAACUUAUAUACACUUAUAGACUUUGGAC
Messenger RNA from Dalotia coriaria, 581 nucleotides. Its product is annotated as odorant receptor 23a-like. Gene Ontology annotation, biological process: sensory perception of smell; detection of chemical stimulus involved in sensory perception of smell. Bases 19 to 507 code for a protein of 162 amino acids. Gene Ontology annotation, cellular component: plasma membrane. The record is from RefSeq and is a predicted model, not a curated record. NCBI's taxonomy places the organism in Eukaryota, Metazoa, Arthropoda, Insecta, Coleoptera, Staphylinidae. The transcript is spliced from 5 exons. Gene Ontology annotation, molecular function: olfactory receptor activity; odorant binding.